This is a messenger RNA of Bufo gargarizans (Asiatic toad), 1965 nucleotides long. Its product is annotated as gastrula zinc finger protein XlCGF17.1-like. The transcript has 2 exons. NCBI's taxonomy places the organism in Eukaryota, Metazoa, Chordata, Amphibia, Anura, Bufonidae. Gene Ontology annotation, molecular function: DNA-binding transcription repressor activity, RNA polymerase II-specific. Bases 63 to 1154 code for a protein of 363 amino acids. The record is from RefSeq and is a predicted model, not a curated record. Gene Ontology annotation, biological process: negative regulation of transcription by RNA polymerase II.
GUCUCUCAUGUGGAUCUGUUAGAUUUCCCACCUGUCCGCUGUAUUGUACUGAAUUGUUACAGAUGACAAAUCAGGGGGAAGAUCUGACUGAUAUUAAAGUGGAGGAUGAAGAAGAGAAGAUGAUGGGUGAUCCCCCAUGUAAGAGUGAGGUGGAGGAGGACAUUCCAGGAGAUGUCACCACAGAGAAUCCCAAUAAGAAUUCUGAGGAUGUCAUAGUAUCACUAAAUUAUAAUGUAGAAGAUAAAGAUAUCACGCCACGCUCUUCGGGAGGAAACGUCAUUACUCUUCAGUUAUUUCCAGUACUUCACAGCACAUAUCUGUUAUAUAAUUCCUCUAAUCAUGAGGAAUCUUCUCCUAACCAAUCAAAAAUUAUCACAAGUGCUGGCCAGAAAGGGGGUAAAUGGUUUCAGCGUGGUAAAGAGUUGACAAAAAGCUCAGGUCUUUCUACACACAGAAGGACUCACACAAAGAGGAAGCCAUACUCCUGUUCAGAAUGUGGUAGGUGCUUUACAGAUAAAUCCCAUCUUGCUACACAUGAGAAAAUUCACACAGGGGAGAAACCAUAUUCAUGUCCAGAAUGUGGGAAAUGUUUUACAGAUAAAUCAACUCUUGUUAGACAUGAGAAAAUCCACAAAGGAGAGAAGCCAUAUUCAUGUUCAGAAUGUGGGAAAUGUUUUACACAGAAAUCAAAUCUUGUUACACAUCAGAGAAGUCACACAGGAGUAAAACCGUAUUCAUGUUCAGAAUGUAGAAAAUGUUUUGCCCAGAAAUCAACUUUAGUUAGACAUAAGAGAAGUCACACAGGGGAGAAACCAUAUUCAUGUUCAGAAUGUGGGAAAUGUUUUGCACAUAAAUCACAUCUUGUUACACAUGAGAGAAUUCACACAGGAGAGAAGCCGUAUUCAUGUUUAGAAUGUGGAAAAUGUUUUACAACAAAAUCAGGUCUUGUUUUACACGAGAGAAGUCACACAGGAGAGAAGCCAUAUUCAUGUUCAGAAUGUGGGAAAUGUUUUAUACAGAAAUCAUAUCUUGUUACACAUGAGAGAAGUCACAAACGAGAGAAACCAUAUGCAUGUUCAGAAUGUGGGAAAUGUUUUGCACAUAAAUCAAAUCUUGUUACACAUGAAGGACUUCACACAGGAGUGAAGCCAUAGUCCUGUUCAGAAUGUGAGAAAUGUUUUAUGCAGAAAGGAUAUCUUGUUAAACAUGACAGAAUUUACACAAGAGAGAAGCCAUAUUCAUGUUCAGAAUGUCAGAAAUGUUUUACAGAGAAAUCAAAUGUUACACAUGAGUGAAUUCACACAAGAGAGAGAACCUGUAAUGCUGAAUUGCUAUCUGGCAACACACGUGUGCAAGCAUUAGUACGGAUCUGGCAGUCUGUUCUCCUGCCAGAACAGACUGUCGGACAAACCUAACACUAAUGUUAAAGUAGCCUUACAAAGUUGGAGCAAUAUGGCAACAUGAGUCGCUCCACAGCAAGUCUCAGAAUAGUCGAGCAACUUGUCUGCUACUUGCUGUCGUGCAGCUUUUUUAGUUGUUAUUUUCUUUUGAUGGAAUUAUCAUGGCUCUAUCAAUGUAAUGCUCAGAAGAAAAGGGCCUUGUUUACUUACAGAGCAGUGAAGAUGAACUGUCCCCAUGAACCUUGUUUCUUAUCACUGUAUUCACACCUCCACCCACACUGCAGGAGAAUCCAGAGUGACAUGGGGGAGAAGUAACGACGCUCCAUGUAAUAGUUUUAUAACAUAUGUGGACAUUAAUAUUUCGUCUUCAUACAAACAGUAUUUACAGAUAAAAUUAAAUCUUCUAUUUGCUCCACGACAGCGUCACCAUUGUCACUGACAGACAUUGUCUUCUUGGCUCAUAUUAUUCUUUCUCCUAGCGCUGUGACAUUCAUUGCUCUUACAGACUCCUGUGCGGAGACAGUGAUAUUGGUGGCAUGAUGACUACAGUACAGACCAAAAGUUU